CCCUUGAAUCUUUCCGUGGCCCAAUCAUAUAGGGCCUAAUUCAGCCUCUAAAUUGCCAAUUAAUCAUCGGCUAAGCAGGGGAGUCAAAUUGAAGGCAAAAUCAGUCAGCAUGGGACUGAAAUUGUGUUUGAGCAGUACCCUUAAAUUCUCCCCAAUUUCCAUUCUCAGACCCAUUUCUCAAUCCACCAAAAACCCACUCCGGCGUUCGCUCCUUCUUGUCAGAGCCCUUUCCGCGGAUGCAGCUGCCGGAACCACAACGAUUGCUCCCGACACUACCCCAGAUGAUUUCAGAGUUGCAAAGGCGCCUCAAUGGAAAGCAGCAAUAGAUUUUAAGUGGAUAAGGGAGAACAAGGAAGCCGUUGCCGCCAAUGUCAAGAACCGUAACUCCAAUGCUAACAUUGACCUUGUUGUUGAGCUUUACGAUAAAUUAAUGAAUGUUCAAAAGGUCUUUCCACUAUUACACUUGUAAUGCUGUUUACUAUAUUUCAUUUUCAUUAUAUAUUUCGUGGUAUAUACUUUGAAUUGCAUCCAUAUUGCUUGUGGCAUUGCCAUGGUUAUUUGUGCAAAUAAAAGAGAUAAUCCUAUUCACUUGAAUGUUCUUUGCUUCAUAGAAUGAUAGUUUUGGCUUUAAGUUUGAGGGCACCUUCUUUGAUUCUAUACCUAGGAAUCGUGACAAAUGCUUCAGCUUCGUCUUGUGGGUAGUUAUCUUAUAAUGUAGAAUAUGUUUAUCAAUAGUUUUAUGCCGAAGAAGAACUGGUUAUGCU
Messenger RNA from Olea europaea var. sylvestris, 764 nucleotides. Its product is annotated as serine--tRNA ligase, chloroplastic/mitochondrial-like. The record is from RefSeq and is a predicted model, not a curated record. Bases 110 to 469 code for a protein of 119 amino acids. Lineage: Eukaryota; Viridiplantae; Streptophyta; Magnoliopsida; Lamiales; Oleaceae. The transcript has 2 exons.